Messenger RNA from Trypanosoma theileri, 1779 nucleotides. RefSeq lists its product as uncharacterized. The transcript has a single exon. The coding region runs from base 1 to 1779 and encodes 592 amino acids. The record is from RefSeq and is a predicted model, not a curated record. NCBI's taxonomy places the organism in Eukaryota, Euglenozoa, Kinetoplastea, Trypanosomatida, Trypanosomatidae.
AUGACUACUAUUCGGCGAAAGGCACCUCGCCUUUUUUCUGGUGCUGUCUUUCCAGAAGAGACUAGCCGUGGUCUCCUGGAGUUCGCACAGCGCCAUAAUUUGAUGAGUGAUGUCUGGGUACCUAAAAGGUUAGUGGAAAAACUAAAGAAUGGUGCAAGUAUCCUACCUAACGCUAUUUUGUGUGAUGUCUCACUGAUUCCAGGUUGUGGUGUAAUAGAUCCUGAAGUUAUUGGUUUUGAUACUGUCUUGGUAAAUGCUGCGCACACGACUGAUGUGGAUUUUUUUGAACGUUAUCAAGAUAAUAUCAUGUCUGGUGCUUUUAGUCCCUUUCCACUAACAUCAAGAGGUGUACCACAACGUGAAAAUCUCUGCAAAGAGUUUACUAAAUUGGGGAAGAAGAAUGAUUUUAAAAGUCCCUAUUGGGUAAAGCAAAGGAGUAAUGAUCGUCAUAGGGUGAACGCUGAAGAAACCAUUUAUGCAGGACGUUAUAAUCCUACAGAUUGUAUUACGUAUGAACCACAUACAUUUACUAAUCAAUUAUUUCCUCCUGCUAUAGCUCUUCUUAUGCGUCGAAAAGCCUCUCAAUUUGGUUAUAUAUCUCGUACUUGGGUAACAAAAAAGGAAGGAGAAUUGCACGGUACGCGUCUUAAUACAGAACGUUUAAAAGACGGUCCACCGAUAUUUACUGCUUAUUUCUCAGGUCAAGGAAAUGUACAACCUGUAGAAUACUUUUGUGCUGAUCAGUUUGAAGAUUAUACUGUAUUCCCCACUACACGAGAAAUAGAUUUAGCAGUUUGUGGUGUUUUUAUCGGUGAGAAUAAAGUACGUGCUUAUCCUUUAUUGGCUUCACUAGCAGUUGAGUCUUCUGCAGUUAUUAGACACCGUCGAAUGGUUGAAGAGACAUCAAAGUUUUCAUCUCCUCUCUUAAUGGGAUUAUCAAGUAAUGUCUCUUUUUUAAUGCAGAAUAUAGAAUAUAAAGAGAGAUUACGAAAAUUUUCACUUCUUCAUGGAUUCUCACAAGCUAAUUUUAUUCUUCACACUCCAGAGGUUGGACAAUAUUUACAACUAAAACCACAAGAACAGGGUAUAGUCUGUUCUGUAAGUAAAGAAUCUGCUAAAUUACAUUCUUCGAAACAAAAAACUUUUUGUUUUUUUAACGCUGAUCAGUUUGAAGAACCUAAAAUUGUAGAAGAAAUUAUAGAGAGGACUCCAACUCAUUUUUUUAUUCAAAUACCACUUUACGGACAGCUAUUGGUGGAUUGUGCACGUCAGCAGUGUAUAAAAUCAGGGUAUUCUAAAAUGUGGAUACCAGCUUCUACACUUGAAUACUUUGAUGAUACAUGGAAGCCUUUACCAGGUAUUGUUGGUGUGCCAGAAGAGCGAACAACAUCAGAAAUGAUAAUACCUACUCUUUACAACAUUUCUGAGAUAAAUAUUCCUUCUGAUGCACUGAAGUGGUGGCCAACAUAUUUCCCUCGUGAUGCUAAAAAUAAAUUAUACUUGGGUGAAGUAAAGAUGUUACUCUCAAUGCGUGCAUGGGAACAGGGUUACACAUCCCCUGUUUGGAUUACACAAGCGUUGAUAACUCAAAUGGGGGCGACAAGAAAGCGCUGGAGUCGCCGUAAGACAUUUCUCAAGGGGAAUCCGUUUUUGAAACCUCCUUCUGUACUUGUAGGUAAUGAUGAGUAUGUAAACUUGGAGGAGAUAAAAGAUAAGGAACUUUUCACGUUAAACAUAAACCAUGAGAUUGUUGAUUUCGUAACGGAAAAGUAUGUUUAA